Molecule: messenger RNA, 1104 nt
Organism: Musa acuminata AAA Group (dessert banana)
Lineage: Eukaryota; Viridiplantae; Streptophyta; Magnoliopsida; Zingiberales; Musaceae
Product: 3-isopropylmalate dehydratase large subunit, chloroplastic-like
Exons: 12
Coding region: 1-1104 (367 amino acids)
Source: RefSeq, a predicted model, not a curated record
AUGGCUUCGAGCUCCGCGAUCUUCGGCGCAAAGGUCAAGCAAGCAAUGACGAUGACGGAGAAGAUCCUUGCGCGGGCAUCAGAGAAGACGCAUCUGGAACCUGGAGAGAAUGUUUGGGUGACUGUUGAUGUCUUGAUUACUCAGAAGACGCAUCUGGAACCUGGAGAGAAUGUUUGGGUGACUGUUGAUGUCUUGAUGACUCAUGAUGUCUGUGGCCCUGGGGAUGUUUGGGAUCGUGAAAAGAUUGUUGUGAUACCAGAUCACUAUAUAUUUACUAGUGAUGAAUGUGCAAACAGGAAUGUGGAUAUUUUGAGGGACUUCUGCUUAGAGUGGAACAUUAAUAUGCUUGUUAUUUCUUAUGUUCCUUUUUCAAAACUGCGGGCUAAUCCAGAUUACAAAGGUGUAUGCCACAUUAUGCUUGCACAAGAACACCAUUGUAGACCCGGGGAGGUUUUACUCGGCACAGACUCCCACACAUGUAAUGCUGGUGCUUUCGGGAAAUUUGCUACUGGAAUUGGCAACGCCGAUGCAGGUUUUGUCAUGGGAACUGGGAAGCUCCUUUUGAAGAUGGACGAGAGGAUGACUUUGUGCAACAUGGUCAUCGAAGCUGGGGGUAAGAAUGGGGUUGUUUCUGCUGAUGAAACUACAUUCAAGUGCCUUGAGAUCUUUGGUCUUGACAAGAUCUAUGAAUCUGUAUCAAGAUGUUUGGAAAUAAUUUCUGAGCACUUUAGGAGCCACAUUGCUCUAGCAAGAGAGUGCAAGGGCAUCAAAAGUGACAGGGCCUACAUAGGUUCUUGCACUGGUGGAAAGAUGGAGGAUUUUUUAGCUGCAGCAAAGGUGUUCCUAGCUUCAUAUAGGAAACCGGAAAAUAGGUAUGAAUGGAUAUAUAGCCUCCCGGUACCAAGUUCUGGCAGGAAGACUUGUUCUCAAAUAUUUGAGGAGGCUGGUUGUGAAGUUCCAUGCCUAUUUGUUUCUACCACAAAUAGGAACUUCCAUGGCAGAAUGGGUCACAAAGAGGGUCAGAUGUAUCUUGCUUCACCAUAUACGGCUGCUGCUUCAGCUUUGACAGGAUACGUUACUGAUCCAAGGGACUUCUUUCCGUGA